Molecule: messenger RNA, 1810 nt
Organism: Lates calcarifer (barramundi perch)
Lineage: Eukaryota; Metazoa; Chordata; Actinopteri; Centropomidae
Product: claudin-23-like
Biological process (GO): cell adhesion; bicellular tight junction assembly
Cellular component (GO): bicellular tight junction; plasma membrane
Molecular function (GO): structural molecule activity
Source: RefSeq, a predicted model, not a curated record
UUGGGGCUGUCAAAACUCGACCGCUCCAGUCUGAAUUACUACAUUAAGUUUGAGAGUAAGAGAACACACAUCACAACAACAACAGCCGCAGCAGCAGCAGCAAUCAUGCCGGGGCGAUCAACGCAGGAGUGGGUCCGGUUAUCCUUGCGCACCCCGGGGAUCCUGAUCUUCGGGAUGGUCAUGGCUCCCUGCGGUUGGGUCCUGGACUUGACCGCCACGGUGGCCCCAAACUGGAGGACCCUCCACAACAUCCCCAACACCCCGACCGAGGAGUUCAUAGAGCAAGGCAUCUGGGACAUCUGCAGGACCACCACAACCUCCUCGAGACCGGCGUGCGGCCUGAAUGACUCCACGUACUUUGGCAACCAGAUCAUCGAGGUCGCCCAGGGUUUGAUGGUAGCAUCCCUCAUCGUGACAAUACUCGGGCUGGCCGUGGCCAUCCCGGGGGUCCGGUGCUGGAAAGACAGUCCUAACUGGACGGUGGCCGGCCUGGGCGGACUGUUGAUCUUUCUCUCGGGCGUCAUGACCAUCAUACCCAUCGCCUGGUACACCCACAUCCUCACCGAAGUCACGUCGGUGUCCCCGCUCGUGGACGUGCGCGUGGGUUACUGCAUCGUUCUGGGCUACAUCGGCGGGAUAUUCGAAGUCCUGGGCGGCUUCGUCAUGUUCAUCGGCAUCUGCCGCUGCUGCGGAGGAAAGAACAGAGGGGAGAGGCGGGUCGAGGAGGUCACUGGCACCAGGUUCACCCACCAGAAACCGCCGCCUAGAAGCAGCGUGCCGAGCCUGAACCGGGCCAGGAGCACCACCAGUAGCGUCCCGUACUCCAAGGACUCCAUGGAUGAUGAUGUGUCCUUCCCCAGGGCCAAGAGUCCCGCAGCCCGGUCAGUGAACACCUCCUACAGCGGCAGACCCUAUGAUGCAGACCUAUGAGAAGCACAUGUCCCACAUCUGGAGACACAAGAAGAACCAAUUAGAAAAGGAAAACAACGUGAAGAUGGACAUGUCCAUUAGCAAAAGAAACUGAGAGUGGAAAAUAUUUCAGGAAGAAGCAAUUACAGUAAUUACAACAUGACUUUAUAACAUUAGGAAAUAAAUGAGACCACUGUGGUAAAACAAUAUUCUAAAUGAUUACAGCAAAACUGCACCAUCUAUAAUAUUGUAGUAAUAACUAAAACAUAUACCAUAAAGUACAGUCACCAUAAAGACCAUAAAGAAAUAUUUCAGUGGUAUCAAGAAAUCAAACACCUUAAAUAUUAUAAAAUAGCUCUAAACUCACUAUUAAGUGUUAAAUGUGGCUACAGAUGAGACUCAUUAUGGGCUUAGCUUGAUUAUGAUUAAUUGGAACAUCACUGCAAUACAUUACAGACGUGAGCCUCAAGCUGCACAGUUACUGUCAUGAAGGUAGAGAUGGAUAUUACAGUGGAAAGAGAUUGCUGUGAAGGAAGUGUGGAAAAGUGAAGGAUCCUGUGUUUAAAAGUGAUGUCAUGAAGAGACACUGUUUUGUAAACCUCAAGAAAAUAAGAUGCGAAGCAAAAGAUUGCCAUGGCUGUCUGUUACAUUCUGCAAAUAUUGCUGAACUCCAUUUGUAAAUAGCCCUCAUUUUUAAGGAUGCUUUUUUUCUCUGUUCAUUGGCUAAUGCAUAAAUCCCCUUUUCCCCCCUAAUUAUAUGUAAAUACUGUAUUCUUAUGCACUUUACAACAUUGUAGGACAGUGAAGCCUGUUGAGAAGUAUGCUGAGUUGAUCAAUAUUGUCCUCAUUGCUCUGUGAUACAAGUGCUGUUUUAUUAAAUGUGCACUGUGUUUCUGAAUAA